This is a messenger RNA of Callorhinchus milii (elephant shark), 1663 nucleotides long. RefSeq names its product CD200 molecule (gene cd200). Gene Ontology annotation, molecular function: cell-cell adhesion mediator activity. Lineage: Eukaryota; Metazoa; Chordata; Chondrichthyes; Chimaeriformes; Callorhinchidae. The record is from RefSeq and is marked provisional.
ACAGUUUCACUGUCAGGUAUUCCAGGGAAGAUGAACAUACUGGGCAUCAAACUGAUAUUCUUGCAACUCUUCACUGGACACUUGUGUUCAGCACAGAAAGUGAAAACAUCUAUGAAUCAUGAAGUGGUGUUAGGGGGUAAUGUUACCUUCAAAUGUGCAUUAAUGGGUUCAGACGAUGUUCUACAAGUCACCUGGCAAAAGCUAAAUGGUCAUUCUGAGAAAAACACGGCUACAUUUAGUAAAAAAUAUGGAUCAAAUAUAUUUGGGUCAUUUGAAGGUAGAGCAACUUUCAUCCCAUCAGAAGUAACAGUGUCCAUAAUUAAUCUUUCUGGAGUGAGGUUUGAAGAUGAAGGAUGUUAUCAAUGUCUCUUCAAUACAUUCCUAGAUGGAGCUAAAGUUGGGAAGACCUGCCUUUCGGUGCAUGUAAUGCCUGAAGCAACACUACAGUCCAGUGCCACUGAUGCUGCUACAAACAGUAAUGGCUCUUCUGAUUUUGUGGCAACUUGUUCAGCCACAGGACGACCAGCUCCAGUAAUCACAUGGGAAACAACGAGCAGUGUGACUGUACUGUCCACCCAAUCCUCAACAAUGGUCCUAGAUGGAAGAGUAAAGAUCACAAGCAAUCUGACAGUGGCUAAAGCUGGUGCUGCUGAUUGUAAAGUGAUCUGUGUGGUGAAUCAUCCAGCACUGAAAAGGGCAAUCACUUUAGAGGAUUUUCUUCAAACAACAUCUUCGGAUCAAGUGAAAAACAAAUCACCUAUUUUGAUUGCAUGUGCAGCAAUUAUUAUAGUGGUGGUAUGUCUGGCAAUCUGGAAUUGGAGAAAUAAAUUGAAAAGUUUGAUUCAGAAGCAGGAACCAGGAAUUCCGCCAAAUACCAGGACAACAACAAUAAUAACAGAGGGUCGCAUUUUGGAGCUAUUAAAUAACCCAAAUGAUCCGCCUGAAGAAAACAUUAUAUCUAUACUUAACCAGAAAAUCAAACAAAGAUUCUCUCCUUCAAAAGGGCAAAAUUAUACUCCUGAAAAGGAAAAAUUGAAAUGGCGAUCUCCUGCACGUCUUAGAAAUUUGACUUGUCACAGUCAAAAUAGCUCACCAUACAAAAUAUUGGGUGUAUCAUCCGAACACGUAAAUGUGAAUAUAAACUAUCCUUCAACGCCCAGUUCGUACUUAGGUGAAAGUGCACAAUGUGAACAAUAUGAGGUACCAUGUGCCACAAACGAAAAGAACUGUAAACGAUCAUUGCUGAAAAAUCUUAUGGUUCAAAUAGAGUAGUCAAACUAAAUUUUCUUUCAUAUAAAAUAUCUUUCACUUUUGUUGUUUGAAUCUUCAUUAUUUUUCUUCUUUUCAUUCACCAAUAUCCAACAAAAAAGCUCAUAACUUUCUUUAAAACAAAGUGCUAGGUAAAUGUCACACGCCCUUGUAACAAAUACUCAUAUAAUACAACUGAUCCAACCUGUUAAAUCUCUUUCCUUCAUAUUUUACUAUUCAAUUUCAAUUGAUGAUGUGUUUAAAAUUUUUAAUGUCUGUCUGUAUCAAUGCUGAAAAGCUUUACUUGUGGUCAUAAAAAGCUUUGUUUUGUAAAUAAGUUGUCGAACAUUAGAAUAGUUACUCUAUUUUCUUUAACUUGUUCUGUCAAUUCACAAAUAAAAAUGAUCAAAUCUUC